GCGUGGCUUCUUGUGUGCCUGGCAGAGAGACAUGUAAACAGCUAACGUUAGCAUGUCCGUCUCACCGCGCAGCGUCACGGUCUGACAGGAAGUGUGUUGACGCUCUGCUGACAGCAGAAGAAGAAAAUCCUCCUUCUGACCGACGACGGAGACUUCAUCCUGCUCACUACUUCCUGUCAGCAGGAGAGAAGAAGAAGAAGCCUUUAACUUUAUUCCUAUAUAUAUUUAAUUCACGACGACGGACUUAACUUCCGCCAGAGACUCUGCGUCAUGUUCAAAGUCCGAUAGAAAGAGUUCGUUCUCACCGCUCCUCGAUUCUUCAGCGUGAUGGCGGAGUCCAGCACGGCGCCACUGACGGACCACAACUGCGAGGAGCCGCCUCCUCCCAAGGAGGGAGUCUCCAAAGAACUGAUCGUAACCGACGAUGGGCCUCUUCCCGUCAAAGUUCUGAUGGAGGCGGAGCAGGAGGAGGCCACGCCCACACCGCCAGAUUCGUCCUCGCUGUCAUCUGAAAACGGGACGAUAACCGCCGUCACCACAGAAGAAGAAUCUCUGUCGGUUCUACUCAGACACGCCAAGACUGGAGGACGGGACCGAGGAGCAGAGCCAGGUCUAGACUUGGACCUGGAGGACAGCUCCUCUGUGGUCGGAGGCUCAGACGACCAGCGUGGAUCCACCGACUCUGCGUCCUUUUCCAUCCCCAGCCUGGAGCUGUCAGACGGGGUGGCGGCAGCAGGAACCUCCCUGGACGUGGAGGACGUCCCGUCCACCGAGGUCUCCGGUCUGAAGGACGAGGAGGCGCUGGAAGCUGCUGGAGGCGCUGCUGCUGCGGCUCCUCCCCCUCCUGGUUGCUCCGCCUCCUCCACUGCUGCUCCGGUGGAGGCGGGGCCUCCCCUGCCGGCCUAUUACCUGGUGAAGUGGAUCACCUGGAAGGAGAAGAAGACUCCCAUCAUCACUCAGAGUGAGAACGGGCCCUGCCCCCUGCUGGCCAUCAUGAACACUCUGUUCCUCCGCUGGAAGGUACAAAAACACAGAUGUUUACCUGUAAACUGGGUUAUUAUACUAUGUAUGAUGAGUACAAUUUACCUGUAAUAAUUAAGUUAGCUGUUUGACACGUGAUCACAAUACUUCUUA
Messenger RNA from Anarrhichthys ocellatus (wolf-eel), 1134 nucleotides. Its product is annotated as ubiquitin carboxyl-terminal hydrolase MINDY-2-like. The coding region runs from base 328 to 1092 and encodes 254 amino acids. The record is from RefSeq and is a predicted model, not a curated record. Gene Ontology annotation, molecular function: cysteine-type carboxypeptidase activity; K48-linked deubiquitinase activity; cysteine-type deubiquitinase activity. Gene Ontology annotation, cellular component: cell periphery; cytosol. Lineage: Eukaryota; Metazoa; Chordata; Actinopteri; Perciformes; Anarhichadidae. The transcript has 5 exons. Gene Ontology annotation, biological process: protein K48-linked deubiquitination.